Nerophis lumbriciformis (worm pipefish) is the source of this 4120-nucleotide messenger RNA. RefSeq names its product cylindromatosis (turban tumor syndrome) (gene cyld). Lineage: Eukaryota; Metazoa; Chordata; Actinopteri; Syngnathiformes; Syngnathidae. Gene Ontology annotation, molecular function: cysteine-type deubiquitinase activity. Gene Ontology annotation, biological process: protein deubiquitination. The record is from RefSeq and is a predicted model, not a curated record.
UUAUGGUACGCGAGGUCGCUGCUUGUAAAUAAUAUAGCUUCCUCAGAGCUGCAACGUAACUGUAUGAAUUGGGAAUAAUAUAUAUUUCUCUUAAAUGUCGUUGUGGUUUUGUAGAGAGUGGCGGUCCGUCGCAGUGACAGCCGGGCUAUUGUUAGUUUGUCUAACUUUUGCCUGAUACGCACCCAGCCGGUUGGCGAGUUUAGCCAGCAGCUAGCGUUAGCUCAGCGUUUAAGCUAAUCAGAGGUGACCAGGGCAGCUUCUUUUUUUUUUGCACAGAGUGGAUUAUUUAACAUGACGAGCCACCUCUGACCUCAGAAUUAACACCAAAUAAAACGACUCCAGUCAGUCUAGCUUGCUGUGAUGUUGCCCCUCCUGCCUGGCAUGCAGGCAUGAGCUCUGUCCUGUGGAGCCAGGAGAAGCCCAGCGGGGGCUUCAGGGAGGAUUGGAGGACUGGAGGACACCACUACAUGGUGGUGAAGGACUACACGGCGGAGAAGCCUCACCAGAAGAUCGUGCGGAUCCCGCGCGGCAGCCUGGGCCAGGUGUGCCAGGAGCGCAACAACAUGGGCCGCACGCUACCGCCCUGCAAGGGGAAGAAGAGCCUGCGCAUCCUGGACCAGACCAACGUGGUGCAGAGCCUGGACGAGCGGGACAUCCGGGAAAUAGACGAGAAGCUGGCCGAGCUGCUGUUCCCCAUCACCAACUGUGAGGAGCGCUACACCCUGCUGUGCAACAAGUCCCGGCUGGAGCGCGUGCGCGACAUCGACUGCGGCUCUAAGGUGCGGGUCCAGCUGCGCACCGGAGAUGAUCCGCUGCCUGGUGUGGUCCGCUUCAAGGGCUCGCUGCUCGCUGACAGACCCCUCUCUGGAAUUCUGUUUGGAGUGGAAUUACUGGAGGAGGGUCGAGGCCAGGGCUUCACGGAGGGCUCCUUCCAGGGCCGCCAGCUUUUCCGCUGCGAGGACGAGUGUGGCGUGUUCGUGGCACUGGACAAGCUAGAACUGUGGGAGGAUGAUGAUGAUGACGAUGAUCUGAGCGAGCUGGAGGUGGACCAUGUCAAUCUGGUGGAAGAGGACCAGGACUACCCUCCGCUGGAGAUCAACUCCCGGGUCCUGGUGCAGACCAGAGAGGGACCCGAGAGGGGCACCAUCAUUUUUUGUGACUUACUGCCGGGUAACGAGAGCCUGGGCUACUAUGUGGGUGUUGACAUGGACAAUCCUAUCGGCGAGUGGGACGGAAUGUUUGAUGGGAAGCUGCUGUGUAACUUUGCCAGUUUGGAGCACACUAAACUUGUCCCCAUCUGUGACGUAAUGCCAGAAUAUUCCAUGCAGGACCAAAGGCUGCAAAAACACAGUUUUGCUCCCAGAAGCAACAGCAACGACAGGUCGUCUGGCCAAAGCAAACCAAAGAGCAAAGGGUUAGCUCAUCAGUGCGGCAGUAGGAGCAAGUCUGAGUUUUACUAUACUUUAAAUGGCAGCUCUAUUGACCCCCCAGUCCAGUCCAAAUCCAAAAGCACAUGGUACAUUGACGAAGUUGGGGAGGACCCAGCAAAGUCACUCACUGAAACCCCCCCUGACUUCAACCAGUCGUCCCCGCCCACCAGGGUCCCGCCGCCCGCCUCGCUGGCCAGCGACAACAAGUUCCACUCUCUGCCCUUCAGCCUGAACCGCAAGAGUGGGCCACUUGACAACAUGAGUCAGGGCCCGCUCUCCCUGUCCGUUCAGUCGGUGAUGGGAGAGCAGGCCGAGGCCCCGUCGCCCGCCGCCCCUCCCUCACCGCGGCCUUCGACGCCGCCCCGAGGGCAGCCGGGUCUGGAGGUGGGCUCCCUGGUGGAAGUGAAGGAGAAUCCCCCUUUGUGUGGCGUCAUCCGCUGGGUGGGUUUGCCUCCUGGUCUGAUGGAGCCUCUGGCUGGGCUGGAGCUGGAUGAAGAGUGCCAAGGUUGCACUGACGGCACCUUUAAAGGUACGCGCUACUUCAACUGCCCGCCUAAAAAAGCCCUGUUUGUGAAGCUCAAGUGCUGCCGGCCCGACUCCCGCUUCCCAUCGUCACACCAUUCCUCCAACCCCAUUGAACGCUGCAACUCCAUCGCUUUUGGGGGCUACUUAAGCGAGAUAGUACACGAGAACACGCCACCUCGCAGCGAGAGCGACGGUUUGGACGUCAUGGUGGGGAAAAAGAAAGGCAUCCAGGGCCACUACAACUCCUGCUACCUGGAUUCAACUCUCUUCUGUCUCUUCUCCUUCAGCUCCGUACUGGACACGGUUCUGCUGAGACCACGCUCAAAAACAGACGUAGAGUACUACAGAGAGACCCAAGAACUGUUACGCACCGAGAUCGUCAAUCCUUUGCGCAUACAUGGGUAUGUGUGUGCCACCAAAGUGAUGAAACUAAGGAGGAUCCUGGAGAAAGUAGAAGCAGCCUCUGGGUUCACCUCUGAAGAGAAAGAUCCAGAAGAGUUCCUCAACAUACUUUUCCACCAUAUACUCAGGGUGGACCCUUUACUCAAACUACGGUCAGCAGGGCAGAAGGUCCAGGAUUGUUAUUUUUACCAGAUCUUCAUGGACAAGAAGGACAAAGUCGGCGUUCCCACCAUCCAGCAGCUUCUGGAGUGGUCUUUCAUCAACAGCGACCUGAAGUUUGCUGAGGCUCCCUCCUGUCUUAUCAUCCAGAUGCCGCGCUUUGGCAAGGACUUCAAAAUGUUCAACAAGAUUUUCCCCUCGUUGGAGUUAGACAUCACAGAUCUCCUGGAAGACACUCCAAGGGAAUGCAGAAUCUGCGGAGGCCUGGCCCUGUACGAGUGCAGGGACUGCUACGAGGACGGAGACAUCACCGCCGGCAAGAUUAAACAGUUCUGUGAAAAGUGCAACACGCAGGUCCACCUCCACCCGAGAAGGACAAGCCACCGGCACGGCAAGCUCUGCGUGCCCAAGGAGCUGCAGGAGGGUGCGGGGCGCCAGGGCAUCUUCCCCCGCCAGACGAUGGAGCUGUUUGCUGUGCUGUGCAUCGAAACCAGUCACUACGUGGCCUUCGUCAAGUACGGCAGCGCCGACUCCGCCUGGCUCUUCUUUGACAGCAUGGCCGACCGCGAUGGAGGCCAGAACGGCUUCAACAUUCCGCAGGUGUCUCCGUGUCCCGAGGUGGAGGCCUACUUGAAGAUGACGCCCGAGGAGCUGCACACGCUCGAUCCCAAGAGCAUCCAAGGCCAGGCCCGACGGCUGCUGUGCGACGCCUACAUGUGCAUGUACCAGAGCCCCACCAUGAGCCUGUACAAGUAGCCCCCUCCCCUCGCCCACACACCCCACACACGCCACCGCCUCCCCCCCCUCGUCGUCAUCCUCCUCCUCACGACGGCCGCGAGGCAACCCCCGUCUUCUUCGGAGGGGCAGGAGACUUCCCGGCAAAUUUGGAAGGAAGGGGAAAAAAAAAAAAAAGUCUCGCCGCCAGAGAGUUAACCCUCUCCGGUCAAGAUGUCGGAGGGGCGGCGGGCUUAUUUUGCACUGUGCUUUUUCGUUGAAGUGUCGUGUUCUGGUCCCAUGUAGCUUCUCUGUGUCUCAGCUGAGCGGGUGGAAGAGGCGGAGGACGGUUUAAAGGAGGCCUGCUGGGAUGGGGGGCUCUUCAUAACACCUCAUUAUAGGAAGAGACUCCGUAGCGCUUCAUGUCACACUCGUGUUCUUUCUCCUCCGCGUGCCCGGUUUGUACCACCGGUAACCAAUGUAGCCGCACACCACUAAAUUAUCAAUCCGGAGAUGCUCUUUUUUGUGUUACAGAAUACACACUUUGAUCCUCCGUGCGAGGGACGGGGGGGGGCGGGUUUUGUGCAAUGGCCGCUGCUCGGCCGCCAGCGCGGAGGCGAGCUCCCCGAGACGAUUUAGCUUCAUAACAUACAGUAUUCGUCUGUGUCUCCAUCAAUUAAAAAAAGAAGAAGUGAGAUUUUAUGUUUACGAAGCCCCGGGAGUCGGCGCCGACUCGCCAGCCUUUCUUGAAGAUGUGACAUGCAGCAGAUUAAUUAACAAAAGAAAAAAAAAAAAUCCAGAUGUGAUCAAAUAUUAUUUAUUUUAAUCUAAUGUUACAAAGAAAAACUUGUGUGUCCCUUUUUAAGGAAAUAAAAACAGGGUUGAUGAUA